Messenger RNA from Exophiala viscosa, 1056 nucleotides. RefSeq lists its product as uncharacterized. Lineage: Eukaryota; Fungi; Ascomycota; Eurotiomycetes; Chaetothyriales; Herpotrichiellaceae. The record is from RefSeq and is a predicted model, not a curated record. The transcript has a single exon. The coding region runs from base 239 to 880 and encodes 213 amino acids.
CCACUUUCGCUGGCAUAUCGUUUCUUUGAUCCAUCGACGACAGUUGUUUCCUUCAAGAGCCUGGCUGCAGUCAUCUCUGUGACCUACCAAGAGUCCUUGACAAGGAAUCUGCGUUCUGUACAUUAGGCACAAGAGCAGCAGGCUGCUUGCCCGUCACGGUCAGCCACCAUGGCUCCCAACCCUCGCAACAUGUUCUACCGCCAACAAUUCGACGGAGCACUGCAUCACAACCAUUCCAAUGGCCCUAACCAUCAUCCCACAAAGGCGGCGAUCAUCGGCGGCGAUCAUCGGCGGCGCUGUAACAGUGGGCAUCAUCCUGUUGGCCAUCGCAACAUUUUUCCUGCUACGCUUCCGCCGACGCCGCAACGCGAACUCAUACAAGCCCGCCAACGCACAGGGCGGAUUCAACGUCGAACCACCCUCGCAGAUGCCCUCGAAGGAAGAUACUAUGGGUCUCUUGGGCAAGAACUCACCUGCGCCGCCGGCCAUCGUGGCAUGGGACGCCGAGCACGUACAAGCAGGUAGCAUACAGAACGGAUUCCAAUAUGGCAUGGGUAUGGGCAUUCAGAGGCCGGCGAGUGCUGCAAGUGUCGGUGUGCCUCCACCCCGGUAUGAAGAGGCCACGGCACGCCCGAGUCUCACCCACGGAAGACAUCAGUCCGAUUCGGGAUUGAGGCCGUUGUUGCUUGCGCAAGGCGAGGCUGCGAAAUAUUAUGAUGAUGGCGGUCGGGAAGAGCAGGAUAUAGGAGAGAGGGGACGGUCAGUGUCGAGAGAGCGGCGAUUGAGUGUUGAUGCAAGGGGAAACCGUGCAAGGAGUAUGUCCAGGUUCAGGGAGGAAGGAAUGGUGGAUUUGGGGUUGAACUCUCCUAUUAGACCAUAAGACGGGCAGAGUCUGGAUUGGUAUCGGAUUGUUGGACAUCGCACUUUGCGAAGGGUAAUAAGUAUCUAAUUCUCACCACGUUUUGAUAGUGAUAUAACUCGAGCCUCGAGUCUCGGCCUGAACGCCUUCCGGUUUCUGGGUAUCAUUUUCAUAGAUCCAUCCUGUUUCCAUCGUUC